GCAGGAGUGAAGAUCGAACCCAACGCGGUCGACGUGUAUUUCUGGCAUGCUGACUACGCUGCACCGUCGAGUUCCUAGCUUGUGCUAUGGUCUGUGGAUGGUAGAAGAUCGACGGAGCGGGACGCAGCGUAUCCGGGCUGGCAAGGCUGUGCCAUCUGUACAGGACUUUCCUGGUUGUCGAGUAGAGAAUAGAGAGUAUGUGGAGUAGAGAAUUCGGCGGACAAAUAAAGUUGAGUUUCGACGAUCGCUUAGCAAGUUAGUUCGAUGGAGGGCUGAGCGUGUAGUGUAGAUCUACCCAUGUCCUGAUACUGCCAAGAAAGAACAGGCUUGCUUUCGUCAACUUACUUGGCGUGAGAUAAAUAAUUGGCGUGAGAGACAUGGCCGAGUCGGAUGACGGCUUGAACAGAAAGGGCUACCAAUCGACUGCUGGCGGACUCGGUGAUCCUAGUCGAUACGUUCCUCUACUCGGUGGCGAGAGGCAGUACACGAGCGGAAAUGUCCGCUACAACACGACGUCCACGGUUGAAGCCGGUGUGGAGACUGGAACGGUGCGGGAAAACAAUCCGCUCUUCGAGCCGAAGAGGAAAGACGAAGACCCAGACAUGGGCUGGCUGACCACUUCUUCCAUCAACUUCUCUGACAUUGUCAAGGAGCAGAGAGGCACGGAGAGCAUCGAACAGGGCAAAAAGGUGCACCGCAUGGUCUUCCACUUCACGCGAGACUGGUUGUACAAAAUCCUUGUUCUGCUAACCGGUGUGCUCCUGGCGUUUGGCUGGGGACUGCUUUUCGGCUCGUGCUCCUACGUCGUGAAUUGGCUGUGGAGCCCCCUGGUUCGCUUCUCCAAAACCUUCACCUAUGCGUGGGGAAUCCUUGGCAGGGCCGUCAUCCGCGGUGCAUGCAGUCCGUUCUACAGUGGAGUCGACUUUGUUUGGAACUCAUUGCGGCUCACCCUUUCCAAGAAGAACUUGGUUGAAGCAGGAGUCAGCGCCACCGCAGGUGGCAUAGCGUCAGCAAUUUAGGAUUCAAAGUGAACAGCCUAACUUCGACAUGGGACAGCUGAGCUUUCAGAACUUUUUUCACUGAUGAGGAAACCGGUUUAGUGCAUGAUGUACUGCUCCUAGUUGCUUUUAGCAUACCCCCCCCCCCCCUCUGCAUUUUCCGCAUUUCCUGCCCCAUCAGAGUCGGGCAAGGCUGCGAAAGGCUUGUCGUGACUCGAUCAUGUGUGACCUCUCUGGAGUUUGCCCCCGGCAUAGUCAUGUCAGGUCACAGGUAGCAGCCUGCACCCAAUGAUACACUGGUGCCCUUGAGGAGUUGAUCUCUGCACGCCAGGCUUUCUGACAUUCUCCCUGGUCAACGGACACACAUCUCGCCCGUUUGACCUCAGUUGCGUUUAUGUGUACGGUGCUGCUCAAUCAUAGUGAAAUCCGGUUGCGUUAGUCAAGUUUGCGCCUUGCACCAUUUUGCAGCCCAGCGUUCGCCGGUCUCGCGCGUACUUUAGUGACGCGACUGGACUUCAUUGAGCAGCACUGUACCGUCGGAGUGCAGAGUUCAUGUGCUACAGAAGAGACGAUUCAGUCUAUAUCCUGGUUUGAAGCUUUCAGCAAAUGUUGCAA
Sycon ciliatum is the source of this 1613-nucleotide messenger RNA. Its product is annotated as caveolin-3-like. Gene Ontology annotation, molecular function: molecular adaptor activity. The transcript has 2 exons. The record is from RefSeq and is a predicted model, not a curated record. Bases 378 to 1019 code for a protein of 213 amino acids. Gene Ontology annotation, cellular component: caveola; plasma membrane. NCBI's taxonomy places the organism in Eukaryota, Metazoa, Porifera, Calcarea, Leucosolenida, Sycettidae. Gene Ontology annotation, biological process: caveola assembly.